AUGCAACAUAACGAGUCGGACAAUGUAAACGAUGAGAAUUUCACGGAAUCUUCAGCAAACCUUGCGGCAGCUGCAGACGACGGAUUUACAGAGGACAAGCAAACAGCAGAAAUGGAAUUUGCACAAACGCAAUAUAGUCCAAGAGGUAUUGUGCUGUUAUACUUUCGAGGCGACCCUGCUACAGAAGUGGAUAGGCAUUUCUCCAGGACGUUUGCAGAGUUGUGUUUUCCUGCCAGUUCUCCGGAGAAAAGUUUGGAGGACUCCAAUUUCCAAGGAAGAACAUCUAUUCCCAUGUCGCUGAGGAAUCUGCCGCCCUCGUUUUGGAAUUCGUCGCACAAAAACCAACCCCAACACCAUCAAACAAGCCUAAGUCACCAUGGCAACUCAGGAAACAUAUUUCAGCAAAAGCACAACACGAUGACUCCUUAUGACUGCAACUAUCAAGCAACUGGUAACCAUGACAACUUCAGUCAUCCUACUGGGUCAAACUUUGUUUACACUCGAACAAUCCCAAUGUCCUAUGCGCAACUGCCAACCGGGACUGUAAAGAACCUUUCCCCAGGCCCAGGGCCACAAAUACGUGUCCAACCUUGCCAUGCAUCCACGCCUUCAUUUCCGCUCGAGUCUGCCUUACAAAAUAACGAUCUGCAGCCGAAUUCUUUACGGUUUGAUCCGAGCUAUAAUUCCCUUCUUGUUCAGCCAGAUGUGAGGCCUCAUUUGCCACACAUUCCGGGAGAGCCAUCCCGCACAAGGACUGACGCUAGAAAUGAUAUUCGGGAGGGAUUUGCGGCAGAAUUACCGAUGAGAAAAGGAGGAAAAUUAAGAAGUACCUCAACUAAAAUUUAUGCAUUUGAGAUGUCAACCCAAGAUGAAAUUAAUAAAUGAUGUGCGAUACUAGUUUAUGGUUAAGAUUAAAGAGAACGCAGGAAGCUGCAACAUCUGCGGUAAAUUAACGAACUCGAAUUUUAAAACAAAUAUAUGUGUUGCCAUUUCUAAAGGACUUGCGUUGACAGAAUGUGAGGGUUCCCAUACAGGGAAAGCCAGAACUGUUAAAGUACUUAAAGUUGUUCAAAUUAGAGGGAUGAACAAUUAUAAUUGUUAGGUACCUCUUAAAAGGUACCGGAAUCGACUCGGGCUCGUGUAAAACUACCUCUUGUUUGUCGAUGAGAGAGGAAGAAACAAGAAAAAAACUGAACUCAUUCCAGAAGUUGCCAUAAUAUGAUGGGGACGGAGUAAUUUCCUUCGCAAGAAAUUCAAAUUUUUCCGUGUACUUGGCUGAAUAAUUCUUCGAUUAAGAAAGCAU
Stylophora pistillata is the source of this 1303-nucleotide messenger RNA. RefSeq lists its product as uncharacterized. Gene Ontology annotation, biological process: regulation of DNA-templated transcription. The record is from RefSeq and is a predicted model, not a curated record. Lineage: Eukaryota; Metazoa; Cnidaria; Anthozoa; Scleractinia; Pocilloporidae. Gene Ontology annotation, cellular component: nucleus.